Xyrauchen texanus (razorback sucker) is the source of this 2642-nucleotide messenger RNA. Its product is annotated as chromobox protein homolog 2-like. Gene Ontology annotation, cellular component: PRC1 complex; heterochromatin. The transcript is spliced from 5 exons. The record is from RefSeq and is a predicted model, not a curated record. Lineage: Eukaryota; Metazoa; Chordata; Actinopteri; Cypriniformes; Catostomidae. Gene Ontology annotation, biological process: negative regulation of transcription by RNA polymerase II. Bases 40 to 1698 code for a protein of 552 amino acids.
UCUCUCUCCCUCACACACACAUAUAGAUCGGGUUUAGUCAUGGAGGAGUUGAGCGCGGUGGGUGAACAGGUCUUUGAUGCCGAGUGUAUCCUCAACAAACGCAUGAGAAAGGGUAAACUGGAGUAUCUGGUGAAGUGGAGAGGAUGGUCGUCCAAGCACAACAGCUGGGAACCUCAGGAAAACCUUCUUGACCCGAGACUAUUGGCUGCAUUUAACAAGAAUGAGCAAGAGCGAGAACUCUUGAUCCGUAAGAAGGGAAAGAGACCUCGUGGACGACCCAGAAAAAAUUUGGAAACCAUUCCAGCCAUGUCAACGGUGUCAAAAUCAAGCAGCUCGUCCUCUUCAUCUUCAUCCUCUGGUUCAUCCUCCUCUUCCUCAUCAUCUUCCUCUUCUUCAGACGAUGAUGAUGAUGAUGAAGACGAUAAUGACAGGAAUCCGAAGCCCAGCCCUCGUCCACGAGAGCUUCACCCAGUCCCUCAAAAGAAAGCACAGAUCGUGGUCGCAAAGCCGGAACCUCCAAAGAAACGAGGGAGGAAAGCUCUUCCUCCAGAACUCAAGGCUCUGCGUCAAGCCAAAGGUCCGCGGAAAAUUCUCAAGCCCAUCUCAAAAGACUCUGACCUCCGAGGUAGCAUAAAGAAACCGCUAAUGCCUGCUAGCUUCAUGUAUACCGGGUUAAAUAGAACCUCAGGACGAGAGCCGGUCACACCACAGAACAGAGGACCCUUUACCCAGAGUGCAUCUGUGAAGAGUUCGCCAAGUACCACGGGACGUUCUGUUGGAUCAACCUCCUCGCCUUCACCAGUAAGUCGCCUGUCGCAAUCCAAAGCGGCUUCCGAUUAUAAGCUUUCUGUUUCGGACAUGACCAGCGGAGGAGCUGAACACAAAACAACAACAUGCAAAUCUCCAGGAGUGGCUGCUUUAAAUUUGCACAACGCAACCAGUAACGGCAGCAGACAGGCAUGCUCGCAACCAUCAGCUACAUCACCUAAAAUACAGAGGAAACAGGAGGCUUCAGAUCAGAGUCAACCUCCAAAAGCAGUUCUUCCAAAAUCACCAUCAAGCUCAUUUUCAUCUCAGAAAACCCCCUUCAGUCUCCAGGCUCUCAACCUGCAAAGCGUCAACAAAACCGCACAGGGUAACAGUACAUCUACCACUAAGGACAGUAACCACUUGAAGGGUUCCACCAACCCUGGCAGGAAAAGUACUGGAUUUAAUACAAGACACGAGAAGACUUCUGCACCAAACACCCCUUGUAAGCUUACAACAACCCAGCAAGUCCUCAAGAGUCCACAACGGGACAAAUCCAAAGCAGAAGAAACCAGGGAUUUGUCCGAGAGACUCGGAAAGAAGAAUCAAGAUCGGACGGAGAAGAUCCUAGCUCAGACUCCAACAAAAGAGAGCCGAGAUUCCCAACUGGUGCAAGACAGAUCCUCCGCUAAAGAUGUUUUGAAACAAGGCAAGACCCUGAGCGAGCUGAGCACCGGAGAGGAAGGAAGCAGCUCAGAUUCCGACCACGAUUUCUCAUUCCAGAGCAACAACCAGGAUCUGUCCAUCUCUAUGCAAGCAGGUCAGGACUGGAGGCCAACACGGAGCUUGAUCGAACACGUGUUUGUCACUGACGUUACGGCAAACCUCGUCACAGUCACGGUGAAGGAGUCGCCCACCAGCGUAGGGUUCUUUAGCAUCCGAAAUUAUUGAAAUGUCGUCAACUGGAAAAGUAGCUACUCUGGAAAAGUUGGAACAGCUAGGAGAAAGAGAUAGAAGUUCAUAGGUUUUAAAGAAAUCAAAAGGAGCUUCUUGUUGAUGCUCCUUCUGAACAGAUUGAACUUUUUUAAUGGUUUUUACUCAACGCUGAAUUGUCAUAGUUGGUUACUGUUGGAGUUUUGAAAGAAGACCAAUGCUAUUCAUUCAGAGACAUGUAUAAUCUUACCUGAUGUUUAGUAAAAAAGAAAACCGUUUGUCUCUUACAGUUGCUGUACUAUCUCUUAAGAAUAAAGUAUAUUUGUCAUUACUCACGUGCCGCUCCAUCUCACACACUGUCGAGGGCUCAGCCUUUUAAAGUAUACACUUUUGAAUGCGAGUCCGUACGGAUGUGCCGGCGAUGUGCUGAAAAGCAGACUGUCCGUGUGUAUUAAAAAAGACUAGGCUGCAUGCAGACAGUACGCUAAAACUGUGCUGAUGACAACAUUUACGUCAUGGGUGUGAGAUGAUCCGGCACGCGGAAAACCGAAGUAUAUAGUACUUUAGCAUUUAAAAUGACAAUUAAUCUUAAAAAAAUGAGGGAUUCACCAUUCUUCUUGGUUAUCUCUGCAGGGACUGUUUCUAGUUCUCCUAUAGUUGAUUCUGAAUACGGUAUUCGUAAAAAAGAAAGUCACAAGAUCAGGAAUCUAUCCAUGUGUGCUUUAAAAGUUUGUUCAUCCAAGAAAUGUCAUUUUUGGGUGAACUGUCCCUUUAAUGCUGAAUCUCAAAUUACAUCUUUAAAUAUGCUUAUUUUAGAGCUAUCCACUUUUUGCCCGAUUACAAAUAUGACUGAGGGUUUAUUUUUUUCCUUCUGAUAUGAAUGUGGGUGUCCUUUUGAUACUACAAAAUAAUUUUCUGUUUAUUUAUUAUUUUCUUUUUUACUGGUUUUGUUCUUGGUAUGC